AUGCACAAGUACCUUAAGGCAAGGAGCCAGUGGACACCAGACUGGGAACCCCUAGAAUCCUUGGAGAUCAAGGAUUAUAUGGAACAAAAAGAAAGUUACCCCCCUGUUUCUGAAGGUGUAUUCUACAAGUUCCUGAAAAUAUCCAAAUCAUUUGAAGAGUCUCGACAAUAUUGUACCAGAGCGUUUGAUGGACUUGCUGAAGUCCACAAUUCACAGGAGCAAAGGGCUUUAUCACUAGUAGUCGAAGACACUGCUUGGAUCGGAGUGCUGAAGUGUGGUGGAGACUGGUGCUAUCCUAGCUCACUUAGUAGGGUCACCUACACCAACUGGGCAGAUGGAGAGCCAAACAACUACAAAGUCCUCUUCUUUGGCGGAGAAGAGAAUUGUGUCGAGAUGCUCGGUAGCCAUGAGUGGAAUGAUGAAAAUUGUGAUGACAAAAACUAUUUUGUAUGCCAGAAAUUUCAUUGCCAAGAAACGACUUGUAACAGAAGAGGCACGUGUUCUGAAUUGAUUGAUGGUUUUAAGUGCAGCUGUAACCAAGGUUACUAUGGCGACACGUGUGAAAAUGGGGAAUGCAAAUCAACAACGUGCAAUGGAAGAGGCACAUGUUCUGAACUGCCUUCUGGGCUCAGGUGCAAAUGUGAACAAGGUUUCUAUGGAAACAAUUGUGAAAACGGGGAAUGCAAAUCAACAACCUGCAAUGGAAGAGGCACAUGUUCUGAACUGCCUUCUGGGCUCAGGUGCACAUGUGAACAAGGUUUCUAUGGAAACAAUUGUGAAAACGCAUUCUUCAUCAACGACUGGGCUGAGUUAUUGGGAGAUGGUGUGCGGUCUCUCAGCUGA
Messenger RNA from Mobula hypostoma (lesser devil ray), 843 nucleotides. Its product is annotated as protein jagged-1-like. The record is from RefSeq and is a predicted model, not a curated record. The transcript has 6 exons. NCBI's taxonomy places the organism in Eukaryota, Metazoa, Chordata, Chondrichthyes, Myliobatiformes, Myliobatidae. Gene Ontology annotation, biological process: establishment or maintenance of epithelial cell apical/basal polarity; heterophilic cell-cell adhesion. The coding region runs from base 1 to 843 and encodes 280 amino acids. Gene Ontology annotation, cellular component: protein-containing complex; plasma membrane.